UUAGCAAAGGUUUCAGGUUUGCGCGGUGGCGGGUGCAUCCCCAAGCAUGCAUAUAUAAAAAUAUAUAUGCGUGCUUGGGGAUUGAUCUAGAUGGGCAGUGGCGAGCGGUGUUAACCAUUUGCUUCCUCUCCUCCCUCCUGCUUCUUCUCUAUGCAUGCGUGUCGGCGUACUGCAGGUCUGAGGCGCACCGGCAAGAGCUGCCGUCUCCGGUGGGUCAACUACCUCCACCCGGGUCUCCGGCGCGGCCGCAUCACCCCCGACGAGGAGCGCCUCAUCCUCGAGCUCCACACGCAGUACGGCAGCAAGUGGUCGCGCAUCGCCAGGAGCCUCCCGGGCCGCACCGACAACGAGAUCAAGAACUACUGGAGGACGCGCACCAGGAAGCAGAAGGCGGCGAGCCAGGCGAAGGCGGCGGCGUCGGCGUCGGCGUCGGCGUCCUCGUCGUCGACCGUGACCACUACCGCGUCGUGCUAUGGCUCUCCAAGCAGCGGCAGCGGCCGCCUCACGGCCGCGUCGUCGUCGGCGGUGAACGAGUCGGCGCUACGAGAAAGCGGCGGCGGCGACGACGAGGAUGACGCCGAGCUCGAUGAGGCGUCCACCACCGCGGCAAGCCAGCAUCGUCACCAGCAGCAGCAGCAGCAGGAGUCUUCCUACACCAUGGACCAGUUCUGGAACGAGAUCGCGGCGGCCGACGCGGCGGCGAGCUACAUGAUGGUCGACGGCUGGGGAGGCGCGGGCCACCCCGCCGCCGCCGAGCCGCCGGUGCCGUCGUCGCCGGUGUGGGAGUACUGCUCGGAUUAUUCGCUCUGGAGGAUCGACGACGAGGAGUACUACAAGAAGAUGCUCGACGCUUCUUGAUCGAGCCAUGCAUAUAUAUCAGAUCAUAAUCCACCAUGCAUGUAGCUUAGCCUUAUAUAUUGAUUAGUUAGCUUUACUUUCUGUCUUGCUACGAUUUCAAAGCUAGGUUCGUCUUUCGUCGCAUCUGUUCGUACGUCCUUUUACAUACUAGUACAUAUAUAUAUUUGCGUAUGUAUACUGUAUAAUUACAUGUACCUUGCUUGACGCGUGCAUGCCAUGUACGUCAUCCAGAAGACAUAGAGUUCGCCAUCUUAUGCUGAACCAGGUAUUCAGAUCAGAUCAGAAAACAUCUGUAGGGAUCUUUCUGUGUUCAUGCAUGUAAGAUUUAUGAUGGGAUUAUACUGAGUAUAUGAGAGCAGUUACAUUAUUUAGUAA
This is a messenger RNA of Panicum hallii, 1233 nucleotides long. RefSeq names its product transcription factor MYB48-like. Gene Ontology annotation, cellular component: nucleus. The record is from RefSeq and is a predicted model, not a curated record. The transcript has a single exon. Lineage: Eukaryota; Viridiplantae; Streptophyta; Magnoliopsida; Poales; Poaceae. Gene Ontology annotation, molecular function: DNA-binding transcription factor activity; sequence-specific DNA binding. Gene Ontology annotation, biological process: regulation of DNA-templated transcription. The coding region runs from base 151 to 858 and encodes 235 amino acids.